AUGGCGCCAUGUCCCAAGGCUGUCCUCGCCCUCGUUCUGUGGUACAUGGACUGCCAGGCCGGACAGCACGGAUGGCUGUCAUGUGUUUUGCUGGCUGGGUACUACGUACUGCUAGUAAUAUGUAAAUACGUAGGUGCCAUCAUGUCUCCGAGGAAAAAGCAGUGCCCCAUGCCUGGUCGCGGAGAUUCGACAGUCGGUCCCGCAACCACACACGACACUGGCGCGCGUGCGCCCAAGGGGAAAGGCGCGCGACCCAGAGCCCAUCGUAACCACGGCCAGCAUCGACGCCCACAGCGAGCCGGCUAUCCACUGGCGAGCGAUGAUCUUUUGCGGCAAGCUGCCCCAAUCUGCGCCGCCGCACACCGCUGCAGCGUUCCCAAGCAACCAGCCCGCGGCUGGCCAUGCCUGUCGUAG
This is a messenger RNA of Bipolaris sorokiniana ND90Pr, 414 nucleotides long. RefSeq lists its product as uncharacterized. NCBI's taxonomy places the organism in Eukaryota, Fungi, Ascomycota, Dothideomycetes, Pleosporales, Pleosporaceae. The record is from RefSeq and is a predicted model, not a curated record. The transcript is spliced from 3 exons. The coding region runs from base 1 to 414 and encodes 137 amino acids.